AUGAUUAAUUUGUAAGCAAUUGUUAGUUUGGAUACAGGGGAAAAAAUAGAGCAGAUUUGUAUUUAUGAAGGUGAUGACAUUGAACUAUUGACUCAAUUUUUUUGUGAUCGACAUCAGAUUAGAUAAGAAGGAAAAUAAUUUAUUAUUGCAGAGAUAAGAAAAUAGCUAAAAGUUUCAGUAUUAAUUUGUUUUAGUUUUUCAGGUAAAAACUCGUCAUACUUCUAUUCUUUCUUUAAAUACUCAACAACUAGUAUAAAAAUUGUACAGGAAUAAAACAGGUAUCAAAUUAAAUAAUAAAAGAGACCGAUGUUUUUGAAUAACUGUAUGCAGAUGCUAAUAAUUAAUAAAAAAGAUUAAGAACUGCUUUACAGGAACAUGAUCAAGAAUAAAAAUAAAUAAAUUAUGCUAUACCAAAAAUUAAUAGCAUAUCUCGUUUAAUUGUUAAAGAAAGAGGUAGUUCUGAAGAACCUAUUCAUUCUAAAUUAUAUUAAGAUGCCAAAUUGCUUGAGGCAAAGAAAAAAAUCUUAAGAGACAGAGUAAUGAGUUAAAUUUAUCCAUUUCAUCCUAAUAGUGGUUUAACUUUUGCCAAAAAACCCUCAAAAUAGGAAUAGCUCUAUCAUGCUGAAAAAUUAAUUUAAGAAUAAGCUAAUCGAGAAUAGAAGAUGUAAAAAAGAAGAUUAGCAUAAGAAUCAACAUUAAAAGAUAAGGUUACUAAUUAGCCAUAUUUCAAACCAUUGAUUAGAAAAGAUUAAACAUUUAAACUAGUUAAAAAGAAGGUAGAAAAAUAAGAUUAAAUUUUGGCAAAUUUAAUUGCAAACAAAAUGAUGAAAUUAAAUAACAAAAAUGCUAACUAGAUUAGUAAAGAAAGAGAUGUAAUAAAUGAUAUUGCUUUUGUUGAAAAAAUAUUUAAAUAAUUAGAUUCAGAUCGAGAUGGUUUGAUAUCAAUUUAAUAUAUCAACUUAAAUAUAAAUGAAAAAGUGCUAAAAAAAAUUCAUCCAAUUUUGAAUUAUAUUGAGGAAAACAAUUCAGAAAUAAAUCUUGAUUACUUUUUCUAACUAUUAAAAUUAUUUUAUAUUAAAUUGGAUUGA
Messenger RNA from Paramecium sonneborni, 1088 nucleotides. Lineage: Eukaryota; Ciliophora; Oligohymenophorea; Peniculida; Parameciidae. The record is from the annotation of a GenBank genome assembly.